ACAAGAUCUUCUUAGCCUGUCCGAAUCGCCCAAAACACCAUCAUCGACUCCUCGUGUUCUACCCACUUAUCACUUCUUCUUCUUCUUCUACUCUCUCACUCUCUCUCUCCUUUUUUGGGUCUCAACGGUAUAGACAGAGACACACCCAGCAGAUUCAAAAAGCUGAUUUGUUUUUUGGCAGCACAUAUUUUUUUUUUGGUUUCUUGGGGCUUUAUCUGAUGCUUUCACAACCUCCCAGUUUCAACCCAUUCUUCUUCUUCCCCUUCUCUACAGUUCCAGAUUCUUCCAAAUGUUGAAGUACUUGAAAUGAUUUUUUGUUGUCCUACAAAGGAAGUAACUUCAUUCUGAGUAGUUAAUUACACAACAAACAUGGAUAAAGCAUCCCCUGACUGCCCGUACCCAGGAUGUUUUUUUUGUGUUAUGAAGGAAGGGAACCCAAGUAAGCGCAGAUCAAGUAUAAUGAAAUUCUUCCGAGACCUUCCUUCACAGGACGAUGACGGCCAGGUUCUCCCUAUCAGCGGCCUUUGGAACACUGCCAUGGCACAUCCCAAUGACCCCGAGUUCAUUGAGCUCGGAAUAUUCGAGUGCAUGGCAGCACUAAUUUGGAAGGGAUUAAAGAAUCGCCGCUGGCUCUCUCAUGACCAAAAUGUAUACAUUCCUUAUUAUGCAGCGCAUAUUAUUGGAUCGUACACCAUGAACAUGGAAGAAUUUGCUGAAAGUGCAGUGCAUGCUGGGGUUAUCCAACCCUUAGUUGAACUAUUAAGAGGGAGGUUAACUUGGGUUGAACAAAGGGUGGCGGUGCGAGCUCUUGGCCAUUUGGCUACAUAUGCGAGCACUUUUCCCGCUGAAGCAAGUCACGGUGAAAUCCUUGAGCUUUCCAUUCAACUAGCUAUGAGUUCACUCGAAAUUGUAUACUCUCACUUUUGUCAGAAUGUUGACAGAAGGUUAAGUUAUCAUUGUGACCUACUUACCCGUGGAAUGGGCGGUGUUGAAAUGGAGUCUAGGAAGGCAGAGGAAUGGGCUAGUCAGUUGCAGUGCUGGUCCCUUCAACUUAUUAAUUGCUUUGCUUUCAAACAUGAGUUUCUUUCUACGAUAUGCAAACCAGAAUUUUUAAUUAAACUUCCGGGCAUGUGGGGUGGACUGGUUAAUGAAACGUCACCAGCUGGUAUUGGUUUAUUACGAACAAUUUGUCAUCAUAAGCUUGGUAGGGGACCGGUUGCUAGCUGUACGGGUAUUAUUGAAGCGCUGUGUAAUAUUGCACGCUCAUCAGAUGAUUGGCAGUAUAUGGCUAUUGACUGUCUUUUGUGGUUGCUCCAAGAUCCAAGUACCUGUCAUAAGGUGGUUGAUAAGGCAGUGCCUGCACUUGUGGACCUUGCAGAGAUCUCAGUUCUGGGGGAUCAUAAAAAGCUUGGGGAUUCGAUUGUUAAUGUUCUUCAGGAAUGUAUCCAAUCACAAGGAACGGGACGUAACUCUCUGAGCAGCCGCACGAAAGAACAGAUUGAGGAAAUAUUGAAUUCUAGACAGAGAUUAAAAUGGGAAAAGAAUAUGCCGAAAGAGGAUCUCCAUAUUAAACAGGCAGCGGCACUAGUGGUAAAGCUUGAAGGAAAUUCCCUAUUCUCCUCUGGAAACAUAUCUGGAGCUGCAUUGAAGUACUCUGAAGCAUUGGCCUUGUGUCCAAUGCGAUCCAAGAAAGAGAGAGUUGUGUUGUACAGUAAUCGAGCUCAGUGUCAUCUUUUAUUGCAGCAACCCUUGGCAGCCAUAAGUGAUGCUACGCGUGCACUUUGUCUUCAUAACCCUGUCAAUCGUCAUGCCAAAAGCCUAUGGAGAAGAGCUCAGGCUUAUGACAUGCUUGGGUUAGCUAAAGAGAGCUUGUUAGAUGCGAUUCUUUUCAUAAAUGAGUGCUCUCAGUCAACUGAUCCUGACCUUUCCUUGAGACAAAAUAAGGUCCCGGACUAUGCUGAGCGUUUAGUCAAGAAGCAGAUGCGUGCUGCUUGGUUAUUUAGGGAGGCCGCUAUUAAACAUGGGGCUGUUCAUUGUGAUGGUGAUGGUGGUGACAUCUAUGGCCCAGAGACUGAUGAUUCUGAAUGGGAGACGGCAAGUGAAAGUGAUAUCGGAAAUGAUGGAAGGGAUGAAAUGGGCAACGAUGAAUGGAAGGAGGAUGAAAGGAAUGAUAAUUAUGAUAAACCUUCUAUGAGAGACAUGAAGCAUGCAUAUAAUGUGCAGCUGAUGGAGGACGUGCCAUGAAUUUUGGAUGAUCAGAUUGUCUAUGGAACAUUGAACAAUGAAUGAAGUAGCUAUGAAUUAUAUGAUAUUCAGUGCAUUUUGGCGUCUUCGAAUUCCCAGCAGCCGAUGCUGUCUAGUUCAGUCCCAUUGGAAGCAGAUUGGGUGGGACAAUUCUUGGUUGUGUUUAAAACUUGUGUUGUAUAUUUUGGUAUUUUGUUCUUUUAUUUUUCAUGUUAAAUUUGCAGCCAAAUAAUAGUAGGAAAAAAAUGAAAAAGAAAAGGAAAGAUACAGUUUAGAGGAUGUGAAGUAUUUCCUUCUAAAAAAUAUUUUUGAUUUUUUUGUUUUUUGUUUUUUGUUUGAGUGAUUCGAAGGGCUUGUGUACAUAAACCCUUUAGGGGAUUUUGAUCAAACUACCUGCUACCCAUGUAUGAAUGAAUGGUAAGUAAUGAUUUUGUUUUAUUGUUUA
This is a messenger RNA of Camellia sinensis, 2689 nucleotides long. RefSeq lists its product as uncharacterized. The record is from RefSeq and is a predicted model, not a curated record. Gene Ontology annotation, molecular function: protein binding. NCBI's taxonomy places the organism in Eukaryota, Viridiplantae, Streptophyta, Magnoliopsida, Ericales, Theaceae.